Molecule: messenger RNA, 759 nt
Organism: Oppiella nova
Lineage: Eukaryota; Metazoa; Arthropoda; Arachnida; Sarcoptiformes; Oppiidae
Source: the annotation of a GenBank genome assembly
GAUCUGUUUCUCGAGUUUUAUCGGACACUCACUAACCAAACGGCGACUAAACUCAAAGUUUUCUCAAACUUCAACAUUGCGUACAACAAGAAUAUUCUGUUCAAACCUACUUUGAUAACCGAAUCGUUGGAAGAUCUCAUGGAUAACAAGGCUCUAAUGAUAGCUGGAAGGGCUGCCAUUCCUUAUUUAAAAGCGUAUAAGGACCCAUAUUUUAAGGAUAUUGCCACGACUAUAGUAACCAGGUUAGGCUAUGAAUGUGGUCUAAUCGCACACACCCAGGCAAUUCAGCACAUGGCGACAGGGGUUAUGGUUAAGGGAUGGAACCACCUACAACAUAAUGUCACUCAGUUCGAUGACACUGUUUAUCUUGCUAAACCCGAACACAUGUGUUGGUUGGCCCUGAUAUGGCUGCACAUAAUGUACACAUUUAUUACGCACCGUAUGUGUGACUCCAGGAUAUCAUUCAGUGAUCUGUUUCUCGAGUUUUAUCGGACACUCACUAACCAAACGGCGACUAAACUCAAAGCGUUUAGCAGUGUUUUGCGGAAUUCCUACUUUAAGUUCAAACCUACUCUGAUGGCCGACUCGUUGGAAGAUCUCAUUGAUAACAAGGCUCUAAUGAUAGCUGGAAGGACUGCCAUUCCUUAUUUAGAAGCUUAUAAGGACCCAUAUUUUAAGGAUAUUGCCAAGACUAUAGUUACCAGGGUCACGACUUACGAGAACAGAAUCGGAAUAAACACAAAAAAGAAUAAUUCAUUU